Messenger RNA from Pieris napi, 4268 nucleotides. It is a transcript of the gene dlt, whose product is annotated as codanin-1. Gene Ontology annotation, cellular component: nucleus. Gene Ontology annotation, biological process: chromatin organization. The transcript has 17 exons. The record is from RefSeq and is a predicted model, not a curated record. The coding region runs from base 102 to 3995 and encodes 1297 amino acids. NCBI's taxonomy places the organism in Eukaryota, Metazoa, Arthropoda, Insecta, Lepidoptera, Pieridae.
UGCCUAGUUAAUAGUUGUCAAAUUUUUGUUAUGGCUAUCGUUUCAGCGCGCAUUCUCAGGAAUCGAUCGCAAACUAUUUUCUAUUUCAUGAAGAAACAAAAAUGACUGAAGUUAUUGAAAGUGUGUUAACUGGGAAAUUAAACUGUGAUCUAUUAAUUCAGUGGCUGAACAACGAGUCCAUAGAGGGUGCGCCGGACGACUGUAUACUAUUUUGUUGUAGUAGAAACGAAUUUGUUGCAUAUUUUUUAUCGUUUUUAAGGAAUCAGACAGAUGGAAUCCUUCACACAAACAACAGUAUACAAUUAUUAAAUCAAACACUAGAAACGCUAAGCAAGCGUAAACAUCAUCGCUCAAUCAGUGAUCCUGGCAAUGAAAAUGAGAAAAUUGAGAAAAGUGAUAGGAAAAUACAGGAGUCUCCAAAUAGAGAAAGAAAAAAAACUGGACGCAGGGUUAAAACAAAAUUAUUUACUGAGGAAAAAUCAAACCAGUCUAUAUCUUCAGAUGAAUCCAGAUUGAGUGUGGGGAUUGAAAGAGUAACUAUAAGUACACCAUUGAAAAAUGGAACGCGACCAGAUUUUAUGGCAAGUCCUGUGACUCCAACUUCAAGGAGCUUUAGUGAACGUUGUGAUACACCACGAAUGAGUAGGCAUUCUAGAUCACAAGAUAAAAGUAUAAGUUUAGGUGAUUAUUUAGUUACAGCCCAACCUAAAAGCGCCAAAAAGAAGCGAGCAAGCAAAAAUGCGUCAAGCGAAGACUUGGAACCUAAAGUAGAUCUAGAUUUAAGUAAUUCAGACAUGUUCCCUGAGAUAGGGGCUAGAAAAGCCAACUCCCUUCGAUCAGAAAGACGUAGAAUUAAACCUACAGUUAUUGACAAAAGUGUGUCUUUAAAUAGUUUUACUGAUGCAUUUCAACAACCAUCUUUAGGGCUCGAAGAAAAUAUUGCAUUUAAACCAACACUCCAAUCAAAGGACACUUCGAAUAAUUUUGACGCAGAAAGAAACAUUCUAAGACAGGAUAGGCAUAAAUUAAUGGAGAAAUUCAAUAUACUAAACACCAAUGUGGCACCAAAGGUAACGCCUCAAAUAAAAAUUUUGCAGAAGGAAAAGAAAUCUCAUAAGUUUAUAGAUGCUGAUGUAAACAAAGUAUGUUUUAGGGAGAAAAUCGAGGACUUAGUUCAAAUAUAUGACGCUUUAUUGAAGAAUAAUUUGAUUUUAAGUGUGAACACCGAGAUAUAUUACUUAAUAACUAUUUUACUAUCAAAACAAGAGGAAGAUGACUUUAGAAAAGUUGAUAAAAGUGUUCAGAAUAUUAUGAAAACUAUUCACAACAGUACUUGUUUUUCUGUCAAGUCUUUGUGGAAUUUGCGAUUGGUGUUGGAAAUUAUUUUGGACAAAAACGCGCUUAAAACACUGGGAGAGAACAAGAAGAUUAGGAGUUUUUAUCCAGAUUUGGCGAAAUUUUUACUUAACGCAUAUGGGUUGAAAUGUGAAAUGGAAUCUCAGAGGAAGUUGAUACUAGAAAAUAGAAUAUCAAAUGGAAUUGUUUGUUUCAAUCUAGAUACGGAUAAUGCAGAUAAUUUUCCGUCGCUAUUGAGCUUUCAGAACUUUAAGAAGCAGAGGGAUAUGUUCUAUGAGAUUUUAAGAUGGUACCAAGACACACAAAAUAGUUCUAGAUCAAGUCUACGUGCGCGUAUAAAAUCCUUAUUAUCGUGUGGGCCGAGUGCAGCGAAUCACGCGCAUUUAGCCAAACUAUUCGUACAUUUGUUGGCUGAGUGCUUACCACCUAAUGAACAGGAGUCGAAGUUAAGCAAGCUCCAACGUAGACUGACGUGUCCAAAUGCGCCCGAGUCGCACAGACUACCACAUUUCACUGAGAAGGAAAUGUUUUAUAAAGACUUCAUAAUGUAUGCAGAAAACGAGUGUUUCCGGGUGCAUUUAAAAGAUGCGCUUGCGUCUGAAAUAAUUUCGUUGGAUUCUAAAUAUAUCAAAAAUGAUACGUCUAACGGAGCCGAUAACACCCGUGAGUUCCUCCUAGUAUCCAAAAAGCUAGGUCUCCUAGCCAAGUUUCUAGGAUACCUAACCUCCUUACCAUACGCCCUAGAUAUGACGGGGAAAACCGUACCAACGAUCGAAACGUAUACAACACCAAAAGAGAAGGUCUUGGAAAACAAUUUAGAUUUGAGGAAUUAUAGCCAACCGAACAUAGACCUAAUAGGAAUAUUAACAACUACCCUCGAAAAUAACAAACUUUGCAUAACACUACCAUGGUUGAUACAUUACCUCUCAAUGCUCGACUACACGACACUCCGGACUACAUACUACAAGAACCUUCUCAAAACAAUCUUUUGCAUAUACGAAAACACCAAAAACCUGAAAAAAUUCACAAAAAUCUUUCUCAAAUCAAUUAUGGGCUGGUUGUUCGAUUUACCCCAUUUUCCCCGAGAAUUAUUCUCGGAGUGUACAAGCGAAUUCAAAUCGAUUACAAUCGAUGAAGAAUUGAUCGAUGAAUCUGUGUUGUUCGAGCUGUGUCCGUUUUUGAAGGACAUAAAUGUGUUGCUUACUAAUAAAGUGACUGAAAAGGAUAUGGGGACGUUCAGGCAUAUUACACCCGUUAGUUUGAGCGUGAAUGUCGAAGAUCGCAUGAGGAAUAAGGAACGAGAAUUGCAGGCUCGUUUAGAAGAGGAAUUCCUAAAAUCGCAGCCAUCUUCAACCAGACGAGUUCUAGAAUUGGUCAUAGAGAGAGUGACUUCCAGUGCCGUCAAAGAAUUAACCGCAAACUGUUUGAACGAUGCGAGAAAACGAUGUACAGAGAUGGCGUUUAAACUCGUCAAUAGCUCUAAGGACAAGGAUAAGCCAACGUUGCUCCAAGGCCUCAACCAACUAUACACGGAGCAAUUAGAACAUUUACGUACGACAUCCUUAGAGCAAGCACGUACGCAUAUGCGUGCUCGUGUAUCGUCCGCUUUAUCCGCCUUACUACCGUCCGCUGUCGCUCAGUUACACGCUCCGCUCGUCGCCUUUGCCUGUAAAGCGUGUAACGCUAAGUUGGUUAAGUGGACGAAUGAGCAUUGGAAUAGUACUGCGGUGUUAUGUAAGAACAUAAACGAAGAGUUAAACACACUUAUCAUGUUGGGUGAUAACUUCCAAAAUCAGCUAAAUGAUAAGCCAAUUACUUUGGAGUUUACGACGUUUGAUAGUCCAGCAUUUGCUAUUAUAUCCUUAAAGGAACAAAUAUGCCUCCUGUUAGACUACGAAGAUGGUGACGAUAUCUAUCCAAUACUGGAUCUAUGCGCACGUUGUACUAUUAAGAACCCGUAUUGCAGACCGCCAGCGCAAAAAGCAAUACUGCAGUUGAGUGUUGAUUAUUGUAUUGUCUUUGUCAGCAGAAAACCUGAGCAAUUGAAUGAAAAAUUGCUCCUAAGCCUUCACAAUAUAUGGAACAAUUGUUGCCCGGAUCGAAAACCUUCAUCACCCCAAGAACUCACCGUACCAGAAAGACGGGCAAGCAUUUCCCCCACGUUUACAGAUUUUAGGGAGGAAAGAGCCCCAACUCCCAUUUCUGAUGAAGAAGGUCCAAUUGGAAAAGUUAUUUAUGAUGAGAAAGAGAAAAAUGGGAAUGUCGUUACAAAUGAUAGUAAAGUGGAAAGCCCAAAUACGGAAUCGGAUCCGAACCUGGAAUAUUUUGAUCGCAUCCUUUGUCCACGAAACAUUGUGUUAAUGAGUGAAUCAAACCGCAAAAGUUCUGAUAUAUGGCAGGCAUUAGCAGAUGUUCUAGUUUUCAUGUUAAAACAGGCCUACUUAAGUGAGGAUUCCUUAACUGAACAAUGCUUGGCAGUGUAUAGGCAGGACUGGCCGCAGAAUAUCCUUGAAAACUUGUCCACGUGCAUGAAAUGUGUAUCAUCGAAAUGGAAUCGAUCAUCGACAGGAAAAUUCACAUUGUUCCUCGAUUUCCUGGCAGACUUUUGUGGGAAUAUGGACUUUGAGCCACUUGAAUAAGACACAAAAUCGUGUAAAUCUCCAAUACUUAUAAAUAUGCCUUAAUAUUUAUGUUGUAUACAUAAUAUGUCCAUUUUUAAACCUGGUUUUAUAGAGAAUUUUAGAUGUUCAUUUUAUGUAACACAUACGAAUCGUUGAAUAGAAUCGUAGUAAUGAGUAGCAAUUUACUAGUAAGUAUAGAACUACUUUUGUAGUUAGCCUUUUUUAAUAAUGACAAUAAAUCAUUCUUAUAGAAAAUGCUUUAAAUCCAACUCAUUUCUGGAUCCUAACAAU